Molecule: messenger RNA, 1493 nt
Organism: Phaedon cochleariae (mustard beetle)
Lineage: Eukaryota; Metazoa; Arthropoda; Insecta; Coleoptera; Chrysomelidae
Source: the annotation of a GenBank genome assembly
UAACAGAUGUGUAAUGAAUAAGUUAAUACGCAUUCGUUGUUCCGCAGUUUCAUAACAUGAACAUGACUACAGAUUAUCAAUACUAUGUGACUCAUUUUAAUAAUCUUUUCAUCAUGGAGACUGAUGAGGGAGAAUCCUCUAGUAGUGGUCCAAUAUCAACCCUCAACAGCUUGUUUUCCUUCACCAGUCCUGCAGUCAAAAAACUUCUAGGUUGGAAACAAGGUGAUGAAGAAGAAAAAUGGGCUGAAAAGGCUGUAGAUAGCUUAGUGAAGAAACUCAAAAAACGAAAAGGUGCCAUAGAAGAAUUAGAAAGGGCCCUGUCAUGCCCUGGAACACCAAGCAAGUGUGUUACCAUUCCUAGAAGCUUAGAUGGCAGACUCCAAGUGUCUCACAGAAAAGGCCUACCCCAUGUUAUAUAUUGUCGUGUAUGGCGUUGGCCUGACCUGCAGAGCCACCAUGAGCUCAAACCCCUAGAACUGUGCCAGUAUCCAUUUUCUGCAAAACAAAAGGAAGUGUGCAUUAAUCCAUAUCACUAUAAAAGAGUGGAAAGUCCAGUGUUACCCCCAGUUUUAGUGCCAAGACAUAAUGACUUUGUUCCUGGACAUUCUCUACUGCCAUUUCAGCAGCUAGUGGAACCAAAUAUGCCACAUAAUGUGAGUUAUACUUCCAAUGGCUUCAAUUCAAACCAUCUCAACCCAAGUUCACCACUUUCAAGUGUUCCAAGCCCAGGCAGUGUAACCUCAAACAACCCACAAUCACCCUAUGCAAAUCUAGCUGAGACUCCUCCACCUGCUUACAGCCCCACAGAUGAAAGCAAUUCAAACACAAAUAACAAUCCCAGUCCUGAGCCUACUAUGAGCACAGACUUACAACCUGUUGCAUACCAAGAGCAGCCAUAUUGGGCAUCCAUAGCAUACUAUGAGCUCAACUCCAGAGUAGGUGAAGUGUUCCAUUGCCACUCUACUUCUGUUAUUGUAGAUGGUUUCACAAACCCAAGCAAUAAUAGUGAUAGGUUUUGCUUAGGACAGCUCAGCAAUGUUAAUCGUAACUCUACCAUAGAAAAUACCAGGAGACACAUUGGCAAAGGAGUACAUCUGUAUUAUGUAAAUGGUGAAGUGUAUGCAGAGUGUUUGUCAGAUUCAGCCAUUUUUGUGCAGUCCCGUAACUGCAACCACCAUCAUGGUUUCCACCCAUCCACAGUUUGUAAAAUACCAGCUGGGUGUUCCCUGAGAAUCUUCAAUAAUGCAGAGUUUGCACAGUUGUUAUCACAGUGUGUGAAUCAUGGUUUUGAGGCUGUUUAUGAACUUACUAAAAUGUGUACAAUCAGGAUGAGCUUUGUUAAGGGUUGGGGGGCAGAAUACCACAGGCAAGAUGUCACUAGCACACCUUGCUGGAUAGAGGUGCACUUACAUGGACCAUUACAGUGGCUGGACAAGGUUUUGACACAGAUGGGUGCUCCACAUAAUGCAAUUAGUUCAGUCUCAUAAAAAUGG